AUCAUUUAUCAAAAUGAAGUACUUCACCGCUCUUCAGGCUGCUGCCUCCGCCUUCGCGGUAGUCCAAGCCCUCAACCCUGGGAAAAUCUCGACGGACUGGUGCCCUGCCAACGAAGUCCAGCCCAACGGCCAGCUUCCUCCCAGCACCAUCUAUCCCCAAGCCCUUGUCCCUAUUAGCAAGAGGGAGCCCGACACUCCCUUCUUUUCCGUCGACAACAUUGCGGAAAUCUCCCCCGGCGACAAGUGCACCAUCACCAACUUCAUGAUCCCCGUCGCUGAGGCCCAGCACAAGACCUGCAGUCUAGUCUUCGACUUCCCCAACUGGGGUAACUAUAACUACUCGGGUUCUGGUCACUUCAACUUCAUCGGCUACGCCCUCGGGGCCUUCGCCAUCCCUGGCGUUACCACCUACAACCGGCAGCCCGCGGCCGGUCCCAGCCCCCAGUCCCCUCCUCCCGUCAUGUCCCCAGGACACUCAUACGUCCUCAUGUCCGCUCCCUGCAACAUCCCCCCCGACAUCCCCGGCGGCAUCGCGCCCGUCAGCGGAGCCAUCUGUUCCGAGGAUACGGCCUUCUCCUACAAGCAGACCAUGGAGCCCAUCCAGCCUAAUCCGGUCAAGCAGGGCCUGGGUGGCUGGGGAAAGAAGCCUUGCCCGCUGGGAUUCUUUGUCAUUCUCUCUUGAUGGCUGACGCCUGGAACUGCGAAUGAGGGACUGAGUGGGCGAAUGCGCAGAUGCGGUGCUUUCGUGUUGUCAUGUCUUCUCAUGAGCGGAACAGUGACGCACUGAAAACAAGGUAAUCUGUCAGGUGAUGAGGGUCGCGGUGGAAAAAUUCGCUCCUUGUUGCCUAUAUACUAAGGG
Westerdykella ornata is the source of this 859-nucleotide messenger RNA. RefSeq lists its product as uncharacterized. The coding region runs from base 14 to 682 and encodes 222 amino acids. The record is from RefSeq and is a predicted model, not a curated record. The transcript has 2 exons. Lineage: Eukaryota; Fungi; Ascomycota; Dothideomycetes; Pleosporales; Sporormiaceae.